This is a messenger RNA of Aaosphaeria arxii CBS 175.79, 465 nucleotides long. Its product is annotated as membrane-associated proteins in eicosanoid and glutathione metabolism. The record is from RefSeq and is a predicted model, not a curated record. Gene Ontology annotation, molecular function: glutathione peroxidase activity; glutathione transferase activity. Lineage: Eukaryota; Fungi; Ascomycota; Dothideomycetes; Pleosporales. Gene Ontology annotation, cellular component: endoplasmic reticulum; nuclear envelope; membrane. The coding region runs from base 1 to 465 and encodes 154 amino acids. The transcript has 2 exons.
AUGGUUUCCGUCGAGAUCCCCGCCGAGUACGGCUACGUCCUCGCCUCCGCCGUCUCCACCUUCUUCGUUGGCGCCUGGCUCGGCGGCCGCGUAUCCUCCUACCGCAAAGCCGCCCAGAUCCCCUACCCCUACGAAUACGCCUCGUUCGAGCAAGUCCAAUCCGCGCCGACGCCCGAAAAACGCACCCUCCUCCACCAGUUCAACUGCGCGCAGCGCGGCCACCAGAACUUCAACGAGAACCACCCCACCGCCGUCGCGGCCAUGCUGAUUACGGGGUUGCAGUACCCGCUCGCUGCUGCGGGGCUCGGCGCGACGUGGAGUGUCGGGCGCGUGCUGUAUGGGUUGGGGUACACGAACGGCAAGGAGGGGGGCAAGGGGAGGUAUAAUGGCGCGGCGGGGUUGCUGGCGCAUUAUGUUUUGCUUAUCAUGUCCGCGAAGACGGCGUGGGAUUUUGUUAGGGCUUGA